GGGCGCCGAGAGGGGCGUUUCGGGGCCUCGUGCCGGGCGCUGGGGCCUGCGCCCUUUGCAUCCAGCAUGCUCCCAUCUAAGCCUUAUGAGAACCCUGAGGACUCGGGGCUGUGGUUACCCUUGUUUCGCAGAGGACCGAGCAGAGCUGGGGAUCCUGCUCCCGAGAUCACAAGAUUUCUGCUGCUCCCAAGUACUGGGCAUGGUCAAGCAGGUGGAGCGCCUCAGCCUGGGUAUCUUCCACCCUGCCUUCGCGCCCAUCGAGCACAUCAGACAGCAGCUGCAGGACUUACUGCCCACCGACAUUCAUGUCCUGGCCUCCCAGCGGCUGGGCAUCUCGCUGACCCGCUGGCCCGAUGGCCACAACAUCAUAGUCACCGACUUCGCGAGCCGCAGGGAAGUCAUCCAGGGACAGGAUGCCUUCUGCAUUUCCCAGAGAGGGUUGGAGGCAUAUUUCCAAGGAGACCUCGAGACAAGGUUCCAUGCUUGAUGAGUUUGGCUCUGGUCUGUACUUUAUACAUUCCUUUCUACUGUGGGACGAUCCCCCCCGAAUUCAGAGGGGAGCGCUACUUUGACGGGGGCCUGAGCAACAACCUGCCCUUCGCGGACUCUCCCUCCACCAUCACCGUGUCCCCUUUCCACGGGACAGUGGACAUCUGCCCCCAGAGCACCUCGGCCAGCAUUCACGAGCUGAACACCUUCAAUACGAGUUUCCAGAUAUGCACCAAGAACUUCUUCCUGGGGUUUGCCUCCCUCAUAUCCCCCAGCCCUGAGAUGGUAGCUGACAAUUGCAGACAAGGCUACCUGGACGCCCUCAGGUUCCUGGAGAGACGCGGACUUACCAAGGAACCAGUGCUUUGCAUGCUGGUGUCUAAGGAGCCCCCAGCCCCCGCGAAUGGGACCCAGGACACCGACCAUGACGGUGGCCAGAAGGGGGGCCUGUCUGUCAACUGGUCAGUGCCCAACGUGCUGGUCAAGGACGUGCCCGACUUCGAGCGGCUCUCACCAGAGCUGGAGGCUGCACUGAAGAAAGCAUGUAUGAGGGACACCAGCCCCUGGGCCCAAUUCUGUCGGUCAGGGCCCGGGCGGGCCCUGACCUACUUCCUACUGCCCUGGACGCUACCCUUCGAGUAUGUUUACUUCCGGAGCAGAAGGCUGGUGGCAUGGCUUCCGGAUGUGCCGGCCGACUUGGGGUGGAUACAGGGUGAGCUGCAGAGCUUGGGCCUCCGGAUCUGCUCCAGGUCGAAGGACCAGCUCCGCAGGCUGUUCAGCUUGCCGGUCACCAGCCCCCUCCAGCCUGGGGCACCUCCUCCUGUGGACCCGGCCAAGGAGCCCAGACCUCCCCAUCAGGCCUGAGGGGCACAAAGAGAGCCAGACCAGUGACUGGCCUCCCCUGGCCCUUGCCCUGGCCCUGAUCCUGUGCCCACAUCUGCCUCCAGUCCUUGAGUCCUGGCUCGUCUCCCAGAGCUGAGAGCCCAACCCUCGGCCCAGGGCCGGCACUGGAAUUGUCUGCCGAGUGGACGAUGGAGGGGACAGCCUCCCUUUCCUCUCAGACUCUGGUCCCUGACUGGGUGGGUGGGGUGACCCCCAGGAACCAAAGGAAGUCCCACCAGCCCCUCUGGAGCCCCUGCUCCUUGGAGCCAGCUCCCUGGGGCCCAAAGACUCCUUUUUUGGGAGAGGCCCAGCCCGUUGGUGUGUCCCUGGGUCACUGUAUCCAGGUCACCCUGCCCCUGUCUCAUCAGAGGGAAAAAGGAAAGCAGGAGCUGAGACACCCAUCUUGGUUCCGCAAUUUCCGUGCCAAGGGGCUUGGGGGCAGCAUGGGCUGGGAAGCAGGAUUGGGGGUGUUGCUGAGCUGUUUGAAGGGCACCUUACAGGAAAUGGAGAAAAUGCAUAUGCUCAUACCGGAGAUGGGAAGGCAAAUGGAAAUGAUGGGAUCCUUUCUCUGACCUCCUUUGUCCUGCACUAGCCCCAGGGUAACCCCCACGGCCUGCCUCAUUCCAGGAACCUUGAUCUCUGAUGAUUUCCUACUGGGUCCAUACAGCGGGAGCCCCCACAACCAGGAGAUAGGAAGGUGCGAGGAGAGAGAGGGGUUACAGUCUUCUUAGAAUCCC
Molecule: messenger RNA, 2108 nt
Organism: Herpailurus yagouaroundi (jaguarundi)
Lineage: Eukaryota; Metazoa; Chordata; Mammalia; Carnivora; Felidae
Gene: PNPLA5
Product: patatin like domain 5, triacylglycerol lipase
Exons: 10
Coding region: 67-1353 (428 amino acids)
Biological process (GO): triglyceride catabolic process; lipid homeostasis
Cellular component (GO): cytoplasm; lipid droplet; membrane
Molecular function (GO): triacylglycerol lipase activity
Source: RefSeq, a predicted model, not a curated record